Messenger RNA from Cucurbita pepo subsp. pepo (vegetable marrow), 863 nucleotides. The record is from RefSeq and is a predicted model, not a curated record. Lineage: Eukaryota; Viridiplantae; Streptophyta; Magnoliopsida; Cucurbitales; Cucurbitaceae.
CUUCUCACAGACAUUUUCACAAACACGCGGAGUUCGAGACGCACAGCAAGACAAAUCCUAUCUUAGACUUUUUCUCCUUGUUAAUGAAUUUCCACCAGAUGGAGUUCUCUCUCUCCCUCUUUCUAUCUCUCAAUCUAGGGUCAAUUCCAUAUAUAUCAAACAGGCAGAGGGUUUCAAGUUUCACCUACCAAAUUCCUGAUUAUUCUAGGGCUAAAACGUAACAAUGCAGAAGAAUCACAUACCAGAGCCGAACGAGAAGAGGCGGAAGUUCUUGAUCAACGACAAUCUCGACAUUCUUAUCGAAAUCCUCAAGCGGCUGGACGGACCAUCGCUCGGCGUCGCGACCUGCGUCUGUCGGCUCUGGUGCACCAUCGCUCGAAGUGAAUCGGUGUGGGAACAGGUCUGCUUCCGGCACGUAACAUCGCCGCUUCCGGCGUCUGUGAAAUCGGUGGUGGUCGCCUUGGGAGGGUACAAGCGGCUGUACAUGGUGAGCAUACGGCCGGUGCUGAGUCGACUCGGCUACUCAGACCUAAUGAGGCGAGUUUGGACUCAGAACGAAGUUCAACUUUCACUGUCUCUGUUCUGCGUGGAUUACUACGAGCGGCUCACCGGAAAUGGAAGACUCGGCGGCGGCGGCGGCGGCGAUGCGUCCGCAUUGUCACUCAUGUUCCUCUGCAACACCGUCAACGUCUGAUUGAUUUCAAUGACUUUUUCCGACACUUUCGCCGGCGUCAGAACGGUAGACCAAUCCAUAUAAGAAACCAAGCUGGCUCCGGUGAUCUUUUGUCAGAAGGAUUAAGAAUAGCUUUAGCCUGGUAUGAUUAUGAUUAUUAUUCCAAUUAUACAUCGAUUUUAAUAAAUAA